Molecule: messenger RNA, 1126 nt
Organism: Jatropha curcas
Lineage: Eukaryota; Viridiplantae; Streptophyta; Magnoliopsida; Malpighiales; Euphorbiaceae
Product: PLAC8 family protein
Source: RefSeq, a predicted model, not a curated record
UCUAUUUUCUAUAUUUUAUUUUUCAUUUAAAUUUCAUAGUAGAUCCCAUUUUCCUCCAUUUUCGUUCUCUCCCAUCUCCGAGUUUUUGAUUAUUCGAUUUCUCUCUUUCUCUCGGGAGGAAAGAAUGGCUAACGACAAUAACGCCAACCUCAACAACACCAGCGAUCGCGAGGAAUCGAGUCCCCUGUUGAACAAGAGCCACCAAGAAAAUGACAAGAAACCGACUAAACUUACCGACACCAAAGUUGCUGCAUCACCGGCAGAGAAAUCCGCCGCGCCGGAAUUGGGUCAGCCUGAAUAUGGAUGGACCGCUAAUGGGUUACCUUUGGGUCACGGUAGCGUUGUAGGUGAGCCCAUGGGUCGGGCUCAGUGGGAUUCAAGCCUCUUCGCUUGUCUUGGUCGCAACGAUGAGUUCUGUAGCAGCGAUCUCGAAGUCUGUCUUCUUGGAAGUGUUGCCCCUUGUGUGCUGUAUGGAAGCAAUGCAGAGAGACUUGGAUCUAGUCCCGGAACCUUCGCCAAUCACUGCUUGCCCUACACUGGUCUAUACUUGAUUGGUAAUUCAUUCUUUGGUUGGAACUGCCUUGCACCAUGGUUCUCAUAUCCUAGCCGUAUGGCUAUUCGUCGGAGGUUUAACCUGGAGGGAAGCUGUGAGGCACUUAAUAGGUCAUGCAGUUGCUGCGGAAGCUGUGUGGAAGAUGAGCUACAACGCGAGCAUUGCGAGUCAGCUUGUGAUUUUGCAACCCAUGUGUUCUGCCACCCAUGUGCACUUUGCCAGGAAGGCCGUGAGAUCCGCCGCAGGGUGCCUCAUCCUGGGUUCAAUGCUCAACCGGUCUUGGUUAUGAUGCCCCCUGGGGAGCAGGGCAUGGCCCGUGAGGCCUGAAGGCAGUCUACAUUGCCAUGAAAUGACUUAUAUUUCCUGUUUAUAUACAUAUAAAUAUCUGUUGAAGUUGUUUCUAUUACAUAAAUUGCAGCUGAAGAACCUAUUUCUUGGUUUUGCCAACACAAUGACGAUGAAUAUGUAGCAGACAUUGUGUUCUCUUUUUUUUUUACAAUAUAUAUGUUGUCUUGGUUUGAUUUUGAUGUAUUUUAUUUAUUUAUUCGUGGAAAUGAAUCAUUCCUUUUUUAA